AUGCGUGUCCUUCUCCUACUUUUCCUGCUCUUCCAGCUCCACCGUUCCACCGCCGCAAGACCACCGCGCAUGACGGAGUCUGCUGCCCUACUCUCGAUCAAAUCCGCUAUCACUGAUGACCCACUGUCGGCUUUGUCCUCCUGGAACACUUCCACCAGCCAUUGCACUUGGAAAGGCGUCAUUUGCGAUGCCUCCGGCCGCCAUGUUACCGCUGUUGAUAUAUCUAACCUGGGCCUCACCGGAACCCUCUCCUCGGACGUUGGCCACCUACGGUUCCUCCUCAACCUCAACACCGCCAAUAAUAGCCUCUCUGGUCCUAUCCCUCCUGAAAUCUCCAACAUUUGGAACCUCCGCUACCUUAAUCUCUCCAACAAUAACUUCAACCUUAGAUUCCCCAAAGAGCUCUCCCGCUUGAAAAACCUGCAAGUUCUUGACGUUUACAACAAUAAUAUGACGGAUGUCAUUCCAACUGAAGUGUCUUUACUCACUAAUCUUCGCCAUUUACAUCUUGGAGGAAAUUUCUUCUCGGGCCGGAUCCCGCCAGAGUACGGCACAUUCCCUAAUCUCGAAUAUCUCGCAGUUUCCGGCAACGAGCUCACCGGAGAAAUCCCAAAAGAGCUCGGGAACCUGACUCGGCUUAAGGAGCUCUAUAUUGGGUACUACAACACAUUUUCUGGUGGUUUGCCCAAAGAAAUCGGAAAUUUGUCCCAGUUAGUAAGAUUUGAUGCCGCCAACUGUGCACUUUCAGGUUCGAUUCCGGCAGAAAUUGGGAGGUUACAGAAUCUGGACACACUAUUUCUUCAAGUGAAUGUUCUUUCGGGGCCCUUGACUCCCGAAAUUGGGGAUUUGAAGAGCUUGAAAUCAAUGGAUCUGUCGAACAACAUGCUUUCCGGUGAAAUACCACCGGCAUUUGCCCAGCUGAAAAAUCUGACUCUCUUAAAUCUUUUCAGGAAUAAGCUCACCGGGUCAAUACCGGAGUUCAUCGGGGAGUUACCGGAGCUGGAGGUGUUGCAGCUAUGGGAAAACAACUUCACUGGAAGCAUCCCUCAGAAUCUAGGCACCAAUGGGAAUAUGCAAGAAGUAGAUGUUAGUUCGAACAAACUAACUGGAAAUUUGCCACCCAACUUGUGUUUUGGCAAUAAGCUUCAAAUAUUGAUUACAUUAGGGAACUUCCUGUUUGGUCCGAUCCCGGAUUCAUUGGGUCAGUGCGAGUCACUGAGUCGAGUUCGGAUGGGUGAGAACUAUCUCAAUGGGUCCAUUCCAAGAGGGCUCUUGAGCUUGCCUAUGCUAACUCAGGUUGAGCUUCAAGAUAAUCUUUUAUCUGGUACAUUUCCAGUGACUGAAAAAUUGUCCAUGAGUCUUGGGCAAAUUAGUCUAUCCAACAAUCAUCUCACCGGACCUUUGCCCCCGAGUAUUGGGAACUUUGCCGGUAUUCAAAAGCUUUUGCUUGAUGGCAACAAGUUUUCUGGUCAGAUUCCGGCCGAAAUUGGGAAAUUGCAGCAGCUGUCAAAGAUGGAUUUCAGCCACAACAGUUUUUCAGGCCCUAUCGCUCCGCAGAUAAGUCAGUGUAAGGUCUUGACCUUUGUUGAUCUCAGCCGGAACCAACUUUCAGGUGAUAUACCAACUGAGCUAACUACUAUGAGGAUUUUGAACUAUUUGAAUUUAUCGAGAAAUCAUUUGGUUGGGAGCAUUCCUGCAUCAAUAUCUAGUAUGCAAAGUUUAACUGCAGUUGAUUUUUCGUAUAACAAUUUGUCUGGUUUGGUUCCUGGAACUGGUCAGUUCAGUUACUUCAACUACACUUCGUUUUUGGGUAAUCCGGAUCUUUGUGGCCCAUAUUUGGGACCUUGCAAGGCCGGCAUUGUUAAUGGAGUCCAAAGGCCACAUGAGAAGGGGACUUUCUCUCCUUCCAUGAAGCUUUUGCUUGUAAUUGGGUUGCUUGUUUGUUCAAUUGUGUUUGCUGUGGCAGCAAUUAUCAAGGCCCGAUCAUUGAAAAAGGCUAGCGAAGCCCGAGCCUGGAAGCUUACUGCUUUCCAGCGCUUGGAUUUUACUAGUGAUGACGUUUUGGAUUGCUUGAAGGAGGAUAAUAUUAUUGGGAAAGGAGGUGCUGGUAUUGUUUACAAGGGGGUAAUGUCGAAUGGCGAAGAGGUUGCUGUAAAAAGGUUACCGGCGAUGAGCCGUGGUUCCUCACAUGAUCACGGGUUCAAUGCUGAGAUACAGACUCUAGGGAGGAUUAGGCACAGGCACAUUGUUAGAUUAUUGGAGUACGCCUACACACUCAAGGUUGAUGAGAAGAGCGAUGUGUACAGCUUUGGUGUAGUUCUCUUAGAACUAGUAACUGGUCGAAAACCAGUUGGGGAGUUUGGCGAUGGUGUCGACAUAGUGCAAUGGGUAAGGAAAAUGACGGACGGCAACAAGGAAGGGGUGCUCAAAAUCCUCGACCCGAGACUACCUACAGUUCCCCUUCACGAGGUGAUGCAUGUAUUCUACGUUGCAAUGCUGUGUGUCGAAGAACAGGCUGUUGAACGACCCACCAUGCGUGAAGUUGUACAGAUACUCUCUGAGCUUCCUAAACCGCCAAGCAGCAAACCGGAAAACUCAGCCACCACUGUUUCCCCUCCACCACCGUUGUCGACUUUAGAGUCACCAAAGGACACAAAAGACCAUCAGCCUCAAACUCAACCACCACAAUCACCACCACCAGAUCUUCUUAGCAUUUAA
Molecule: messenger RNA, 2718 nt
Organism: Fraxinus pennsylvanica
Lineage: Eukaryota; Viridiplantae; Streptophyta; Magnoliopsida; Lamiales; Oleaceae
Source: the annotation of a GenBank genome assembly